GUGUCCUGUCAGUAUCAAACGUUGGUUGAGUUCAGCUUGGUUCAGAAGCAACCUUCAAGUUUUAAACACACAAACCACCCCCCCAAAACACCACAAACUAUAAACAUGAAGUGCAUCAUUGUUGCAGUCAUUGUCGCUCUGGCCGUCGCCGCCGAAGGAUACGGGGUCUCGUCGUACGCCGUUCCGCUGGCCUACUCUGUCCCGCAGACCACGGUCGUUCAGCAGAACGUUGCCCCGAAGUACGUCGUGUCGGGAUACGCCGCUCCGUAUGUGGCCUCCCCGUACGUGGCCGCCGCCCAUAGCUAUGCCGUGCCAGCGGCUGUGUCCUAUGCCAGCACCGCUGUCCAUGCCGUCCCAGCGGUGACGUAUGCUGCCCCGCACGCCACCGUGUACGCUGCUCCGGUCCAGCAGGAGGCUCGCUAUGUCGCUGCCAACCGUGGCGCCGUCCAUGAGGCUCCCCUGGCCGGACAUGCCGUCAACCAGCAGUCGCUGAACCUGGCCCCCGCCCCUGGUACUCUGUAAAUUGGGUUGUUUCGAACAAAGCUGUAGCCCUGUCUGUUUCUACCUCAAUAAAUGAGUUUUAAAUAUUAAA
Anopheles gambiae (African malaria mosquito) is the source of this 592-nucleotide messenger RNA. RefSeq names its product adult cuticle protein 1. The record is from RefSeq and is a predicted model, not a curated record. The coding region runs from base 106 to 522 and encodes 138 amino acids. NCBI's taxonomy places the organism in Eukaryota, Metazoa, Arthropoda, Insecta, Diptera, Culicidae. The transcript is spliced from 2 exons.